Molecule: messenger RNA, 1486 nt
Organism: Engraulis encrasicolus (European anchovy)
Lineage: Eukaryota; Metazoa; Chordata; Actinopteri; Clupeiformes; Engraulidae
Exons: 3
Coding region: 42-1118 (358 amino acids)
Source: RefSeq, a predicted model, not a curated record
GCCAUAAUUCUUCCAGAGAGUGAUUCAUCUCAUUUUAAGAAAUGGCUGAGGAAAAGAAAGCUGCACGUAGACACUAUCUACUCUGUCCAGUUUGUUUGAAGACCCAAGACUCUCUAUCCUGUCACCUGCGCAGAGUCUGCAUGAAGGAUAAGACUGGUCCACAGAUCCUAGAGGUGGUUGAAAAGGCCAAGAAUGAUGUAUGUGACCUCCUGAAGAAUGGACGGGCUUUUAGUUAUAAAGUCCUGAAGCAAAUCGUCUCAUCACCAAAUCCACUCGAAGGAUUGAUUGAGGAGCUGAAAUACCAUCACUUGUUUGUGACUGGAGCCCCUUCUUCUCUGCCCAUUGAUGAUCCAACUUUGGUCACUGAACGCCCUGCGGAUGCCCCCGGAGAGGCAGAGCCAUCUGAUGUGGAAUCUUGCAGCAGCGGUGAGCUGUUUCAAUGCAGACAAGAGAGAACGUAUUCCAAAGACAAAAUUGUGCAAAAGAGGCAUGACUUGUUGUUUGACAAAAGUCAACCCACACCUCGAGAAUGCUUGGCUGUUCUUCAUGAAGCUGAAGGUGACAUAGUGAAAAUCAUGAAUCAACUUGAUGACACUUCUUCUUCCUCCCUGAGUAUGACUCAGUGCCUAACUGUCCUUUACUAUCUUGAGGCAAUUGUCAUACUAGGAAACUGCCAAAGGCCAUGUGUGGUGCAGAGCAUGCGGGUCUCUGAAUGGCUUGACCGAAAACAAGCAGAGGAAUGGACGAUCGUUUCUGUAAAGGACCACAAGACGGCUGGACAUUUCAUGGUCUCAAUUGCCCUGUCAAAGAAGGAGGAGGGGUGGUUUGAGAAAUAUUACAACAAAGUGCGGCCACAGCUCCUUGCUGGCGAAAGGAAACGUAAGAGAGAUGAGCAGGAUGAGAAGGAUGGAGACGCUUUUUUCUUUGUGUCCUCCAGCGGUAGGCCAAUUAACAAUGCAGAUGGUGACCUGAUAAAGCUCCAGAAAAAGUACAACGUCCCCCAGGUGAGCAGCCAGGUUGUACGGAGGGUAUUUGAGACAGCAGCUAACCGCAUGGAUGACUCUCAGAAGAAAGCAAUGUCUGACUACAUGAAUGGAUCAUGGAUCAUGGAGAAAUGAAGGAUGUGAUCCUUUUCAUUGCAACCAAGGACUUGGCAGUGGGUGAGGAAGUUCUGUUUGACUAUGGAGUCAACAAAAAAUCUUUUAAUAAUUAGGGGAUGGACCUUCCCUGGCUCUAGAAGUGCAUCAGCCUUCAGAAACACUGAUGACAUGUCCCUAGAUGGUGAAAUGUUUCAUCUAUGUGUUUGUUUGUGCUGAUGGCCCUUUAAAGGAUAUGGAUGAGGACUCAAUUCGUACUAUGAGCCGUUUGGUGAAAUGUUUUAUAUGUGUUUUUAGUGCUGAUUUUUGUUGUGUCGCUGUUUUGCAACUUAAAAAAUAAAAGCAGAUUUUCUUGUGUAACUUUACCUCAAGUGUCUCAUUUUGGUAAA